AUGAGCCCUCUGGGCGGCGGGAAAGCAGGCCUACGCUCGCAGCUAUUUGGCAUUCUGUCGACUGUUGCCCAUGCUGAUUCCGUCCGGAUACCGUCGAAUACAUCAAUUGCGCGGAAACAGUUCACUUCUCUUUCACCCUCGUCGAGAUAUGCUACCAGCCUCAGAAGCAGCUACGACGAGCCAGACUCGGAGAUACCACCUCCGGAACCGACCGUUAAUAGAAGCCUUCGAGAUCCCGAAUCAUCCUCCAGGCGAAAAGGCUUAGCAAGACGACGAAAGUCGGAGGAAACUGGUCGUCACGAACAAAAUGAGCAGCCACAGCACCGGCGUAUAGAUAUACCCCAACGCAAGCAAACACCUACGUCCCGUGUGAAUGAACAAUCAAAACCCACCCAUAGUGUUGCUCCUCCCAUAAGUGCUCCUUUGAGGUAUCUAAAGGGCUAUAACCUAUCACAACCAAAGCGACGGCAGCUUCGUGGAAAGAUUGAAAGUGAGUGUGCGGGUAUCCAAUCCUAUGGAGACCAUGCUGUUCAUCCAAGUGAAUAUUUGGUUAGAGAAAUGUCACUCUAUCCACUCACGCACAUUCAUCCGAGCUGGAAGAAGAACUUGAAAACACUAUACGAUCAUAAACGCCGCAAUGUACCAGUAUCGGAAACUUGGAGAUUGUUGAGCACAGAAGACUCCGAAGUCGUGCGUCGAUGGAUCAAGAGUAUACUGAGUUCUCCUCGCACCGAACCCCCUCCUUCUGCACGAUGGCGGCGACUUUGCCGAACUGAAGCUGCAAGGCGGUGGCCGAUUAUGAUAUUAUGGCUUCUUCUACACUCGCCAGCACAAGCCUUGCGGUUUCUAGAGGUGACAACAACUCGGUUUUCUCCUUCAUUUCCCAUGGUUGCAGACUGUUUUAUCUUUCUUGAAAGAUUUCAUGUUGCUGAAUUUCAGGACUCCCCAAAACUGAAAAGCAGAUAUACACGUGUUUUAGAGCACUGUCUCCGUCCGGAGGUUUUGCCUUAUUUGUCAAGAGACUCACAGACCGGGUUUCGGCUCUACCUUAAAUACUGCGAACACCACAACCUAGUGAAGUGCUUCAACUAUGUUCUCAAAAACCAAAAAUUUCUCUCCCUGGAGACAUUGUUUUAUUUCACCGACCUUUUUACUAAGAAUGGGGAUAUUUCAGCAGCGUUAACUUCGCUACGCCUUCUUAUAAUGCGAUUCGAAUCCCAAAAGCCUGUCGGGUACCAGAAAAUUUCGGAUCGCUGCUGCAACCUUCUAAAGUUAGACCGCUACACUCGUCAAGAUGAUGGUACCAUCUCCUUUGAUAUCCUGCCAAGGAUACUACAGAUGGGAGUGCAGCCUGAUUUGUCGAUCUUCAAUAUCGUGGUGUCUAAUGCUUUGAGAGCAGAUGACUUGGACACUGCGCUGCAGAUAGUUCAAUUGAUGGAGAACCAGGGGGUAACACCCGACUCGUAUACUCAUCUUUCAAUAUUGCACCAUGCUGUACGCCUCAGGGACCACGAAAAGGUGGACCAUGUACUCAGCAAAAUUGCCAAAGUCGAUUCCCUAUCCACACAGCCACACCUCGUCAGCAAAACGUUGCACGCAAUGCUUCUUUUUCCUCACAAUUCAAGCCCGGGCCAGACAGGGUCAAUGGAAUCAUUUCAUAAAAUGCUUGACGUUUAUAAAAAGUCACAUCAAAUACAACCACUAGUUGACCUAGGACUUGUACCACGCAGCCAGAAUGAUGAACUGCUUUCAGCAAGCAAAUCUCCGCCCUCGAGUCAAGCUCUUAAUAUUAUGAUCACCGCACACCUAAGGACACGCCCUCAUGCUGACAAAAUUUGGAGAUACUUCACACGAUUCCAAGGAUUGGUAGCCAGCGGACACCCCAUGAUUACGCCUCUGAUAUCAACAGACUAUGUCUUCAACAGCUUCCUCAUGGCACUUCGCUUUGAGCCUCAAACGAUAUAUAAAUGUUUCAAGAUUCUGAACUACAUGCUUCAGCCUCUACCUGAAGUAGCUGUUCAAACGAUGAAAGCCCAUCACAGCGGUCCAGUUCCACUGCGGCCCGCUCAACCAUCUCAACGAACAUGGACAAUCUUACUGAACACGUUAAUAUCUCAUAACCAAAUGCAAGCUGCAGAGAGUCUUUACAAGACCAUGAAAGAGCGUGGAGUGGAGAUUAACGAUGUGGCCUGGAACAUAUUAAUCCGAGGAUACGCUUGUAACCAAAUGGUUGAAGCAGCCGCUAACGCACUCAAGGAGAUGGAGAGGCAGUCUUGGAGCCCCGAUGGACAUACAGUCAAGGCUUUGGGUUUCAUUGAGAAUCAAGAGUUGCUACGGACCCUCCUUGAUCGCUUAGAUGCCAGCGAGCCUGAGUUGGAGAAAUCUAAGCUUGUCACCAAGCAGUGA
Trichophyton benhamiae CBS 112371 is the source of this 2406-nucleotide messenger RNA. RefSeq names its product pentatricopeptide repeat protein. The coding region runs from base 1 to 2406 and encodes 801 amino acids. Lineage: Eukaryota; Fungi; Ascomycota; Eurotiomycetes; Onygenales; Arthrodermataceae. The record is from RefSeq and is a predicted model, not a curated record. Gene Ontology annotation, molecular function: protein binding. The transcript has a single exon.